Anneissia japonica is the source of this 1203-nucleotide messenger RNA. RefSeq lists its product as uncharacterized. NCBI's taxonomy places the organism in Eukaryota, Metazoa, Echinodermata, Crinoidea, Comatulida, Comatulidae. The coding region runs from base 215 to 724 and encodes 169 amino acids. The record is from RefSeq and is a predicted model, not a curated record. The transcript is spliced from 2 exons.
GUCACAGUUAUCUCAUGUACAGACAUGUUUUUCAAAUAGGUUUAUUUGCAUGUCUCAUCCAGUCCAUAUCACUGCAAAGUAAUAAAGAGUAAUUUCAGUUUGAGAUAGCUAGAGGAACAUCUUGUCUAAAGGUGCAGCACACUUUUAUACACACAUUUGUAUUAGGCAUAGUGUUGGAAUAUAUACUUCAGAUAUCAACAUUUAGAUCAUCACGAUGGAGGGAACAUCAUCCGAGUUAUCCAAAUGCAGCAUUGGUUUAAAUUUGAAUGAUUCCUGCCAUAAGAAAAAUUUUGUGAGACGCGAUGCUGGCUUCUUUGCAGUUAAUCAGAUAUCAGAUGAGGACAAAAAACUGCUCGAGUGGAGAAGUGGAUUAACAUUGGCUGAUGAUUAUAGCAUAUGUUUCCAUCAUCAUAAAGUGUAUCUCGAUCGCUAUGAAAGUCUGCAGACUGCAGGUAUGCAUUCUGUGUGUGUGUGUCAGCAGCACCAAAAUGUGAAACUACUUCUGACAGUCUCUCCUGAUAAGUGUGAUUACAAGGAUUAUCUCAGUAAACUAGUGUGUAACACUGAAAACCGCAACUGCAUGUUGCAAUGUUGUGAAAAUUGUCCAGAUUUGUUUUCUGCCAAUGAAGUGGAUAUGGAUGACAAUGUAACUUACAAGCAAUGGAUGCAUACUGAUAGAACUGCAUUGGUUACCCUCACAACUUCAGUGCAUGAUUAUAUUUAAACAGUUUGUAAUGCUGUUGAUUGUUUACGGAGCCAUCACUUCAUCACCAAAUCACAGUCUUCAUACUUGCAAUCCUUACAACCAGACACAGCUAUCAUCUUAUUAGAUUUUGCUGAAAACUACAGUUUCCUCGUUCAAGAUGCUAUACAGGGCUAUUACUGGGAUAAUAGUCAGGCCACAGUGCAUCCAUUUGCAGUAUAUCAUAAUGUGGAAGGAGAACUGAAGUGCAUAAGCGUUGUUAUGAUUUCAGAUUGUAUGAAGCAUGAUACUACAGCCGUCCAUGCUUUCAUCUCUCACUUGAUUCCUUACACCAAGGAUCAGAUUCCAGGCUUGCGGAAAUGCAUAUAUUACAGUGAUGGGGCUGCAAGCCAAUAUAAAAAUCACAAAAAUAUGUCAAAUCUCUGUCACCAUUCAUCUGAUCAUGGACUUAUUGCUGAAUGGCAUUUCUUCGCAACCAGUCAUGGAAAGAGCCCGUGUGA